AUGGGAUACUACUUAACAAAUGGUAUAUAUCCGAACUGGGCAACAUUUAUACAAGGUAUCACAUAUCCUCAACUCCAGAAGGACAAGUUAUUUGCAGAUAAACAAGCUGCAGCUCGGAAAGACGUUGAACGUGCGUUUGGAGUUCUACAGGCUAGGUUUGCCAUAUUACGACAACCCUCACUUGCUUUCGACGAAGACAUUUUGAGCGACAUAAUGAAAGCUUGUAUCAUUAUGCACAACAUGAUUGUCGAGGAUGAACGACACAAUUACACUCGUGCCAAAGUUUUGAGAAGGUAUUACGAAGAAGAUCGCCCUCAGCUUCAUAGAGCAAGGUCCGGUCCGAGUACAAGUGCCACAGUGAAUAACAACGAGCCUUUCGAAUUUGACGUUGGCCGACCACCAAACGUUGAUUUUGACGCGUAUAUUCAAAGAAGAAUUACCCUGCGUGAUAGCCAAACCCAUUUUUCUUUGAAAGAUGAUUUAGUUGAGCAUAUUUGGCAAAAAUACGGUCGUAAUGAAUAA
Molecule: messenger RNA, 522 nt
Organism: Chenopodium quinoa (quinoa)
Lineage: Eukaryota; Viridiplantae; Streptophyta; Magnoliopsida; Caryophyllales; Amaranthaceae
Exons: 1
Coding region: 1-522 (173 amino acids)
Source: RefSeq, a predicted model, not a curated record